UCUUCCACACUACUUAGACGUGUCGGUGCCUUCUUCUCCCUCCUCUCUCUCUCUCUCUCUCUCUAACUCACACACACACGCACACAAAAUUAAACACACAGAGUCACAGACAAUAUUUACUGCCCCUGUCAUACCGCAACCUAUUAUUCAUGAAAACAUAAAUUUAUGAUACCGACGUUUAAAAAAAAAAAAAAACUUGUCAUAAACACCAAUUUUGACUCUUUUAGAGUGUCACAAUAAAACUACCCAUUAUUGUUACUCCCUUCUCAUUUUCUCUCACACACACACACUCUUUCUCUCUCUCUCUCACAGCUGCGAUUAGGUGGGGGGUUGAUGGCUUUGUCCUAGCUAGUUUUGUACUAGCUAUCUUUCUUUCCUCUCUCUUUGAGGAGCAUAAACUGAUGUCUUUCAUUAUCUGGAGGCAGAGCUUAGAUGGAAGAGGGAAGUGAUUAUCGGCGGUGGGACGAAUUAAUACCAGAUGCACUGGGGCUAAUCUUCAGCAAUCUUCCUCUCCAGGAGAUACUAACAGUGAUUCCCAGGGUUUGCAAAUCAUGGAGCAAAGCAGUGACGGGACCUUAUUGCUGGCAAGAGAUAGAUAUUGAAGAAUGGAGUAAUCGAUGCCAGCCUGACCAUCUUGAUCAGAUGCUGGAGAUGCUAAUUACUAGAAGCUGUGGUUCGCUGCGCAAACUCUGUGUUUCUGGUCUCCAUACUGAGAUGAUUUUCAACUUCAUUGCGAAAAAUGCUGGCUCCCUUCAGACAUUGCGGCUGCCUAGAAGUGAGAUGAGUGAUUCUAUUGUGGAACAGAUUGCCAGUAGGCUCUCUAUGAUCACAUUCUUGGAUGUGAGCUACUGUGGUAAAAUAGGUGCUCGAGCAUUGGAGGCCAUUGGGAAGAAUUGCAAAUUGCUUGUGGGGCUGUGCCGCAACUUGCACCCAUUAGAUACAGCUGGCAAGCCUUUACAGGAUGAUGAGGCCUAUGCCAUUGCCUCCACAAUGCCUAAGCUCAAGCACCUUGAGAUGGCUUACCAUCUUAUCAGCACCACAAGUGUUCUCAAGAUACUAUCAAGCUGUCCUGAGCUUGGAUUUUUGGAUUUGAGAGGAUGUUGGGAUGUUAAACUUGACGACAAGUUCCUCAAGGACAAGUUCCCAAAAUUAAAGGUUUUGGGGCCACUAGUCAUCGAUCAUUACGAGAGGAAUGACUGGGAUGAUUGCUCGGAUUCCUCGGAUGCUUUUGAGUAUUUGGCAUGGGAAUUUGUGGCUGGUGAAAUGGGAGAAUUUGAUGAAGACGAGGAUGAUGAGAGUUACUGGGAUGAUGAGGGAAGGCUGGAGGAGCUUGAGCUGAGGUUCUAUGAAGGAAAUAAUGAAGAUGCUGAACUUUAUGGUUGGCCUCCAUCUCCAUAAGUCAUGUUUUGUUUUUUGUGAAUUCUCUGGUUUUUUUUUCCCAUCUACUUUGGAACUUGGAACUUCUCUGUGCUAUAUUAUGUAUAUGUUUCAAUGGGAAGCUUUGUCGUUCUACUCCUAUAAGUAAAAGUAUUCCUUCAAACUUUAAAACCCAUUUUCAUUUCAAUUGAAUUAGAAUGCAUUAAUAUA
This is a messenger RNA of Quercus lobata, 1587 nucleotides long. It is a transcript of the gene FBW2, whose product is annotated as F-BOX WITH WD-40 2. Gene Ontology annotation, molecular function: protein binding. The record is from RefSeq and is a predicted model, not a curated record. The coding region runs from base 433 to 1398 and encodes 321 amino acids. Lineage: Eukaryota; Viridiplantae; Streptophyta; Magnoliopsida; Fagales; Fagaceae. The transcript has 4 exons.